AUGUUACAUGAGGAGCAGUUGGAGGUGUUACAGUACCUCGCUCAAGGGCACCUCAUCCAGGGAUGUGAAUAUGGAAGAGAAGAACUAAAGGUCAAACUGCAGCCCAUUCAGAACAAGCUGGACACCUUUAAAAAGGCUAAAGAAACCUGUGAUGAAACUGCCCAACACAUUACAGUCCAGGCUCAACACACAGAGAGGCAGAUCAAGCAGGAGUUUGAGAAGCUUCACCAGUUUCUACGAGAUGAAGAGGCAGCCAGGAUAGCUGCACUGAGGGAGGAAGAGGAGCAGAAGAGUCAGGUGAUGAAGGAGAAGAUUGAGAAGAUGAGCAGAGAGAUCUCAUCUCUUACAGACACAAUCAGAGCCAUAGAGAAGGAGAUGGGAUCUGAUGACAUGUCAUUUCUACAGAACUACAAGAGCACAGUGGGAAGAGCCCAGUGCACACUGCAGGAUCCAGAAACAGUUUCAGGAGCUCUGAUCGAAGUGGCAAAACAUCUGGGCAACCUGAAGUUCAGAGUUUGGGAGAAGAUGCAGAAUGUGGUUCAGUACACUCCUGUGACUCUGGAUCCCAACACGGCAUUCCCAGAACUCAUCCUGUCUGAGGAUCUGAGCGGUGUGAGAUGGGGUGAUGAGGUGCAUCAGCUUCCUGAUAACCCAGAGAGACUAGAUAAGCAUGCCAGUGUCCUGAGCUCUGAGGGCUUCAACUCAGGGACUCACUGCUGGCAUGUGGAGGUUGGAGACAGUGUUAGCUGGUUCCUGGGGGUGAAGACAGAGUCUGGGGAGAGGAAGGGAUGGGAUCCCGAAAUGAGUGGAGUUUGGAGAGUGCAAUAUUCUAAUGGUAAUUAUACAGCACACUCCCCAUCCCAGCCAGACACCCCCAUCACAGUGCAGCAGAAACUCCAGAGGAUCAGAGUGCAGCUGGACUGGGACAGAGGAGAACUCUCAUUCUCUAACGCUGAUAAUAACACACACUUACACACUUUCACACACACUUUCACCGAGAAACUUUUUCCAUACUUUUACACAUAUUCUUCUCUGAGUAUCUCACCAGUGAAGGCUGCAGUAUCAGUAGAGCAGCUCAGGUAG
Messenger RNA from Sardina pilchardus (European sardine), 1083 nucleotides. RefSeq names its product zinc-binding protein A33-like. The coding region runs from base 1 to 1083 and encodes 360 amino acids. Gene Ontology annotation, biological process: protein ubiquitination. Gene Ontology annotation, cellular component: cytoplasm. Lineage: Eukaryota; Metazoa; Chordata; Actinopteri; Clupeiformes; Clupeidae. The transcript has 6 exons. The record is from RefSeq and is a predicted model, not a curated record. Gene Ontology annotation, molecular function: protein binding; ubiquitin protein ligase activity.